Messenger RNA from Schistocerca cancellata (South American locust), 3601 nucleotides. RefSeq names its product acetylcholinesterase-like. The record is from RefSeq and is a predicted model, not a curated record. The transcript is spliced from 5 exons. Gene Ontology annotation, molecular function: carboxylic ester hydrolase activity. The coding region runs from base 1 to 1506 and encodes 501 amino acids. NCBI's taxonomy places the organism in Eukaryota, Metazoa, Arthropoda, Insecta, Orthoptera, Acrididae.
AUGGCGCUAGCUGCGCAGCAUUUGUGCACCGCCGCCGUCAGUGUCAGCCAGUUUGCCGUGGCAUACGGAGCUCCAUCGCAGUCUUUAACACUGGUAGCAUGCCGCGACAGCGUGGACGUGAACCGCGUGCUGGGCUUCCUGAGCACGGGCAGCUCGGCGGCGGCGGGCAACUGGGGGGCGCUGGACGUGCUGGAGGCGCUGCGCUGGGUGCGCCGCAACGCCCCCGCGGUGGGCGGCGACCCCGCCCGGGUGACGCUGGCCGGCCGCGCCGAGGGGGCGGCGCUGGCGUCGCUGCUGCUGACGGCGCCCGCGCUGGCGCCAGCCGCCGGGGAACCCCCGCUGGCGGUGCGCUUCGUGCUGCAGAGCGGCGUCGCCUCCGCCCGGUUCCACAUCGACGCGGACCCCGCCAACGCCACCGGCGCGCUGGCCGCCAGCCUCGGCUGCUCCGGGCCGGCCACCAAGGCGGUGUCGUGCCUGCGUCAGGCGCCGCUAGAGGCGCUGACGGAGGCGGCGCAGGCCUCUGGGCGGCGCUGGCGGCCUGUGCUGGACGGGGAGCUCUUCAGCGCAGAGCCGCUGCGCGCGGUGCGCCGCUGGAUGGGCGGCGCCGCGGGGGCGGCGGGGGCGGCGCUCAUGGUGGGCGAGGCGGCGGGCGAGGGCGCGCUCUGCCUGCUGCGGCACUUCCUGCUGGAGCGCCGCCUCUGGCCCGCCAUCGCCGCCGACAACCUCACCAGGAGGGACUUCGCCGACCUCGUCGCUGAACACCUGUUCGACUUCGCCAACAUCCGCGACCAGUCGGUGAUAGACGCGGCGGUGCACGAGUACCGGCCGUGGGGGCAGGCCGGGGGCGGCGGCUUCCGGGAGGCGGCACUGCGCUUCUGCGGGCUGCUGUACGGGCGAGGCCGUGCCGAGCAGCUGUCUCGUGCGCUCGCCAAGCGUGGCGCCACCAUCUGGCGCUUCGAGGUGGCGGUGCGGCCCGCACGAUCCCCCCAUCCCGCCUUCAUGGGUGCCGUGCCUGGCGACGAGCUACCGGCGCUCUUCCCGGCCGAUGGUGGCGAUGACGAAUCUGAUGAAGAGCGCCACUUGGCCGACGAGAUGCUGCACAUGUGGGCCAACUUCGUCAAGACUGGGAAUCCAAAUCUAGAUGAAGAUAAUUCAACCACCACACAAAUUUGGCCACCAUUUGUUGACAGCUCAAGACAAAUGUACGUAUUCACACUGAACGGUUCACGAACAAAGAACACCGAGUUCUUGUCACGGGAUGCCGACUUCUGGGGAACAGUCGUUCCGAGUCUGUUACGGGCCUCUCUCAAAAAAGGGUGCAGUUGCGGAAGAAAGAAGAACCAGCCGAGAAUGAAUAUUUGCACAACAGCUCGCUGUCCUGCCAUAAGUGUCCUCAUUGCGUUCACUGUCGUCCUCGGGGUAGCUCUAGUCACGAUUAGCUACUUUUUCCUCCAGUACAUAAGGAAAUCGAAGGGACUGCUUGCCAAUGAACACAUGCCACAGUAGUGAGAAGUCUGCCAGAUAGCCCUUCUCUCUGUGUGAUUUUCAGUCUGUUGCAUCCAUCCUCAGAGAUAUUGUAAGAUCUGACCAAUUUAAUGAGAAUGUUAUGUCUGCAGUAGUGUGAAGAAGAUUCAGACAGUGUUAGUCUGAAAUAUGCUACCUACAUGACGGAUAACUAAUGCAUUAGUUCCAUUGUUAUGAUUGACUUAAUAACUCUUACUACAAGAUGAAUGUUUCGUGGAUAAAAUGUGAGUAACAAAGUGAGAUAGUGCUGCUGAAAAUAAUUUGUACACCAUAAUAAAGGCAGAAGGCAACUGCCUCAUUCCAUUUAUUUUGUAAAUGUCUCAGAAUAAACUUUAGUAAUGAAUCUUAACAGUAUUUGAAGAACAAAUAAAAAACAAACACCAUUUGAACAGGCCCUGAAGGCCCAACAGUAUAAACCAGCUGCCAUGUCAUCCUCAGACCUGAGGUGUCUCCAGGUGCAGAUACAGAUGGGCACGUGGUCAGCACACCGCUCUCCCGGCUGUUGUCAGUUUUUGUGACCAGUGCCACUACUUCUCAGUCGUGUAGUUCCUCAGUUGGCCUCACGAGGUCUGAGUGCAGCCAGCUUGCCAGCAGCUCUCGGCAGACCUAGACUGUGACCGUCCGAGUGCUAGACAAGCAUGACAGUGCUUAACUUCUAUGAUCCGAUGGGAACCAGUGUUACCACUGUGGCAAGGGCAUUGGCAUACUAUUUGAAGAAGCAUAAUGAAAUAUGAAAUACUGCAGCACAGUAAACAGACAUGUGGAGGGAAAAAAGGAAGGAAAGAAGAAAAGAAAAAUACUUUUGGAAUGAAUGGCUGCUGAUAACUGUACAUUAGUGAUGUACAACGUACUGUUUGUGAGCAUUUUGCAUAAAGUAACAAGGAUUUGGAUAAUUUUUCCACCACUUGUUUCACCUACAUCCCAAUCUAGAGCUGCUUGCCUAUCAGUAUAACAUAAUCCUUUCUGCCUCCACUGCCCCCCUCCCACCCUCUGCCCGUAUCAGACUCUGUGCUGUUUUUCACUUGUUUCUUUGCCUUUCUCUAGUUUUCAAUUACAUUUCUUUCAUGUAUUUUCUUUCAGUUGGCCUCUCACCUUUGCCCUGCUGACAUCUAGUACCUCAACUGCAUGUGACAAGUUAAGGCUGUGUGGUGAAGCAGGAUCUGAGCAUGUCUCAUGAACCAACUGAAAGUCUCAACUUGCCACAGACUUCUCUCCCUUCCUUUUAAAUUCUGCUGAGUAUCUCCUACUCUCCUGUGAGACUAGUAGCUAUGAGGGUAAGGCUAUACUGGCGAUCUUAUUCACAGUAUUGUGCUUGACACAAAGAAUUAAUUCUCUUGGUCCAAUCUUCAUCACUAUUACACAGACUUUCCACAAGUCCUGAACAGUGUUGACUGACAAAUGCUAUAAAAGAUUUGUAAAAUAUGGCACAAGUUGCAGAAAUCAAAGGAGGUUAUAAAACAGCCCUUUUAUGAAAAUUUUAUGCUCAGAAGUGGAUAGCAUCUGAAGUUACAGAACAUGGCAGUGUUCAUUGGGGUCAGAAAAGUGCUGUCCAUGAGGUGUCGAACUUGGUUUUCUGCCAUUACCAUGUGAGUCUCUGUUUGAAAAUCUGUUAUGACAAUUACCAGCAUCAAUUGAAAAAGCACUGUGGAACAGAGUCAUGAUACAUUGUUGAAAAUGUGAACCACAGUCUGCUUGCCCACUGACUAUUACAAUAAUUAGAAAUGAAGCAUACUUAAAACCUUGUACUUUUACGUGGGUUUUUGAGACAUACAUCAUUUUAACAUGGGCUGUGAUAUUCUAUUAUGUUUCAUCCUAUUUUCAUUCUAAUACUGUUAUUUGUAGCCUUUAGCGCUGAGACUUCUUUCAAAUUCAAGCAGUUUACACACUUUGGGUAGAAUUGGAAAAUCAAUAAUAUUGCAAACACUAAAGAACUGUAAAAUUCACAAAAUUUGGUGUACUGAAAUAUCAUACAUAAACAAUGAGUGUGCCAUUUCUUUCUGAAGAAGGCAUAAAAUAUUUCACAUCAUCAUUUCACAGUGGCUGUGAGAAAUCACAAAAAAAAAAAAAAAGAAAAACU